Amborella trichopoda is the source of this 643-nucleotide messenger RNA. The record is from RefSeq and is a predicted model, not a curated record. NCBI's taxonomy places the organism in Eukaryota, Viridiplantae, Streptophyta, Magnoliopsida, Amborellales, Amborellaceae.
AUGCUGGAUCGCUCUAUAGCUUACCACGUAAGCGUUCACUUGGCAAUAAAGAAGAGGCCACAUGACACGUGUCACCAUGACCCGCAACUCUCCCCGGCCCAAAUACGGGCAAACGUAUACGGGAAGUAUACGGGAGAGGGGCAGGGCGCUAAGAAGAACAUUUCGCCCCCGGUGGAGUGGUACGGUGUGCCCGAGGGUACAAAGAGCCUGGCCUUGGUCAUCCAAGACAUUGAUGCUCCUGAUCCUAACGGUCCCAUUGUCCUAUGGACUCACUGGGUGGUCGUGAAUAUUCCCCCUACUCUGAAGAUUGCAGGGUUGCCGGAAGGUUUCUCGGGCAGGGAGGAGGAAGAAGGGGGGGAGUAUGCGGGCAUCAAGGAAGGGAACAAUGACUGGAAGGUGCCUGGAUGGAGAGGCCUCAAGCUCCCGCUCCCAUCUCAUGGGCAUAGAUUUCAGUUCAAGCUUUAUGCACUCGACGACGAGAUGCAUCUGGGCAACAAGGUGACUAAAGAGAAGCUCUUGGACUCGAUCGGAGGACAUGUUCUUGGUGAGGCAGAGCUGGUUGCGAUCUUUUGAUUUCUGAGGUGGUUACCGAGCUGAGGUUACGAGUGAGUUUCAGAAGUGGUGGCCGCUUUCUUAAUUUUCU